Molecule: messenger RNA, 1528 nt
Organism: Cercospora beticola
Lineage: Eukaryota; Fungi; Ascomycota; Dothideomycetes; Mycosphaerellales; Mycosphaerellaceae
Molecular function (GO): oxidoreductase activity
Source: RefSeq, a predicted model, not a curated record
ACAAGGUCGAUCAGGACGAUAAAGUAGAGCUAUCAUCAAGAUGGGGCAAGGCGACAAGGUAUCCGUGGCGGAAAUAACAAAACAUUCUUCAGCAGAGGAUUGCUGGGUCGUGGUUAAUGGCAAAGUAUAUGACUUGUCAAAGUUCGCUCCCGAACACCCUGGCGGUCCAGAAAUGAUUUGGAAAUAUGCAGGCAAAGACGGCACAGAAACCUACAACCAAUACCACAGCGCCAAACUCAUCGAAUCCGAGCUUCCAGAUUCCGCCAAACUUGGCGAUCUAGAUGAAAGCACUAUCACAGAAAGCUGGACGGAAGCCCAAAAGGAAGAAACGACAUCUAAACCUUUAGAUCCCAACGAACGACCUCCCCUCUCAACUCUCAUCAACCUCGAUGACUUCGAACGUGCAUUCGAGAAAGCUGGAUCCAAGAAAGCUUGGGCUUACAUCUGGGGCGCUUCAAACGACCUACUCAGUCUCAACGCCAACAAAUCCUGGUGGGGGAAACUCUGGUUCAGACCUCGUGUGAUGCGAAAUGUACGAGAUAUCAACACGAAAAUGACCAUGCUGGGCUGCGAAGUCAACAUGCCAGUUUGGAUCUGUCCAAUGGGUAUCGCAAAGACAGCAGGACCCGAAGGUGAAGCCGCUUUAGGAGCUGGAGCCGCAGCGAGCGGGAUCAUCCAUUGUAUGAGCACGACGGCGAGUAUGAGUAUCGAAGAUAUUCUAGCGAGUGUCCCGAGCGAUUAUCCGUAUUUCUUCCAAGUGUACGUUGAUCGACAACGACAUAAGACAGAAGCGACGUUGAAGAAGGUGGAUAAGCUGGAUCAGAUUAAGGCGAUUUUCGUUACGGUGGAUUUGGCGGUUGUGAGUAAGAGAGAAGCGGAUGAGAGGCUGUUGGUUUCGGAGACUACGUCAGUCUAUGCCAAUGGAGCGAAGUCUGGGACUGAUAAGAAGGGUGGUGGAUUGGCGAGGACGACGGGAAGUUUUAUCGAUUGGGCGUUGUGUUGGGAGGAUAUUCCGUGGAUGCGGAAGUUUACUUCGAAGCCGAUUGUCGUGAAGGGAAUUCAGUCUGCGGCUGAUGCGAAGAAGGCGUUGGAGAUGGGGUGUGCGGGGAUUGUGGUGUCGAAUCAUGGUGGGAGAGCGUUGGAUAAUUCGCCAGGGACGAUUCUUAUUUUGCUGGAGCUGAAGAGAGAUUGCCCGGAAGUCUUCGACAAGAUGGAGGUGUUCAUCGAUGGAGGCGUGCGAAGAGGAAGCGAUGUGGUCAAGGCUAUUUGCAUUGGUGCGAGAGGCGUCGGUGUCGGCAGGCCAUUCCAGUGCGCUGUGUUGUACGAUAAGGAAGGUGUCGAGCAUGCUGCUUCCGUCUUGCAAGACGAAGUGGAAACUGCGAUGCGACUUUGUGGCAUCACAGAUCUCAACGAGGUACGGGGCGACUUGUCAUAUCUGAAUACUCGCGAGCUCGAGCAGCUCUUACCUCCUCGACCACUUACCAAGUCUUGGUUCUCGUGGGGAAGCACAAGGCAAUCAAAGUUGUAG